Molecule: messenger RNA, 1990 nt
Organism: Pelobates fuscus (common spadefoot toad)
Lineage: Eukaryota; Metazoa; Chordata; Amphibia; Anura; Pelobatidae
Gene: ANKRD2
Product: ankyrin repeat domain 2
Exons: 9
Coding region: 86-1039 (317 amino acids)
Molecular function (GO): protein binding
Source: RefSeq, a predicted model, not a curated record
ACAGUUUUUCUUGCAAUCGAUCUUGGAAGAGCUGAUUUUGCGUUGUGUGGGGGGGGGGGUCUAACAUUGGAAUAAAAUCUUGACAAUGGAGGACGAAGUGAAAUGGGCCACAGAACUUAUUGACCAGAAGUUGGAAAUCGAAACUGCAAACGAGAUAAUGAAACCUCGCUUUCGGAAAAUAGGAGUGAUCGAAAUAGAUUCUGAUCAUUUAAAAGAUGAGAAACACAAGGAACCGGUGAAUCGAAACCUUGCAAAUCUCAAGGGUGACGAACGGGUACGGAAGACUUCUGUGGAUCUAAGAAAGGAAAUCAUAGAUGUCGGUGGGAUCCAAAAUCUCAUUGAAAUCCGCAAGAAGAGACAAGAGAGGAGGAAGAGAAAGUCUCAGAUAAUUGUUCCAGAGCCCGAGCCCGAACCAGAGGAAAUUACAGGACCGGUCAGUCCCGAAGCGUUUCUCAAGGCUGCAGUUGAAGGCAAGAUGAAUAUAAUUGAAAAGUACUUGGAAGACAGUGGAUCUCCAGACACUUGUGAUGAGUUCAAGAGGACAGCACUUCACAGAGCAUCACUCGAAGGCCACAUCGAAAUAAUCAAGAAACUAAUAGACAGCGGGUCGUCAGUCAACUUCAGAGACAGGCUGGACUGCACAGCCAUCCAUUGGGCUUGUCGUGGGGGCAAAGUGGAAGUGGUGAAACUUCUUCAGGAUAGUGGAGCUGAAAUUAAUCUUAAAGAUAAGCUUCUAAGCACUCCUUUACAUGUUGCCACAAGAACUGGUCGUGCUGACAUUGUGGAGCACUUGAUUGCAACCGGAGUGGAUAUAAACUCCAAAGACAGGGAAGGUGACACGGCUCUCCAUGAUGCUGUCAGACUGAAUCGCUACAAAAUUAUCAAAAUGCUUAUUCUAUAUGGAGCAAACAUGAUGACCAAAAAUAUGAAUGGUAAAACCCCCACAGAUUUGGUACAACAAUGGCAAGCAGAUACAAAAGAGGCACUGGCGAAAAGGACAGAGAAAGGCACAGAAAAGAAAUGUGAAGCGGAACCGUGAAAAUCUCUGUGAAUCCCGGAGGGUGAAUUCACUAAACAGGGAAUUGUGGGAACACAUGAAGUAAUUGCAAAUUCUAAGCCAAAAGAGCCGGGUUUUUCCAAUGCAGCUAUUUUGGUCUAAAACACGUAGGACUUUUUAAAAUGCCCACAGUUCCCAAUUUUCGAGAAUAAACCCCCUUAGUAUAUUAAGCACUGGAAAAGAAACAUCUGAAAGUGAUUGACUGUAAAGUAUUUUAUUAUUUUUUUAAAUGCAGACUGUCUAGAUUUCUGUAAAAUAGGAUGUAUCAUUGUAUUAUACAAUAUUAUAUAUACAUAUUUAAAGAAAAUGGUAGUAAAUAGAGAACUGACCUUGUGUAUAGAUAAAUUCAUUCAGUAUCUUGCUUUCUACAUUGGAAUAUCAGUCCCUAAGUCAUAGCGAUUUUCUUUUUCUAAAGUAACAAUAUUUAUUUGAGAAAAUUAUUAUUAUUAUUAUUAUUAUUGCCAUUUAUAUAGCGCCAACAGAUUACAUAGCGCUUUACAAUAUUAUGAGAGGGGGGAUUUAACUAUAAAUCGGACAAUUAUAAGAAAAAUUACAGGAAUGAUAGAGUGAAUAUAAUGAAAUAUUAGAAAUAAGCACUUGGAUCUGGUGGUAUGGAUGGAUAGCACGUGCCUCAAAUAUUGCAUACCUUCCAAGUGUCCCUUUUUAGGAGGGACAGUCCCUCCCUAUUUUGGGCCAAAUCUCUUUUCUAUCCUAAUGUUCCUCUUUUCUAUUACGUCUAUCACAUAAUAUGAAUAUGAAUUCAUAUUAGAACUGAAGCUACUGUCAAAGAUCUGCCCACUUCAACAGAAAGUGGAGGGUACACAACACAAGUAAUUAACACAAAGAAAAACGUUCCCUGGUGAUUAAACUCUCUCUGUUCUGUUAUGUACCGGUGAUAAUGAAAUCAUUAAAGCGACUCUGUCUCCUCCUGGA